Tarenaya hassleriana is the source of this 1729-nucleotide messenger RNA. RefSeq names its product piriformospora indica-insensitive protein 2. NCBI's taxonomy places the organism in Eukaryota, Viridiplantae, Streptophyta, Magnoliopsida, Brassicales, Cleomaceae. Gene Ontology annotation, molecular function: protein binding. The transcript has a single exon. Bases 127 to 1548 code for a protein of 473 amino acids. The record is from RefSeq and is a predicted model, not a curated record.
UGUUUUAUGUUCGCCGACCCAUAAAUAAAAGUACAUUGCGGCAGAGUCCUUGGCAACAGACCAAACCAAAACCCAACAAAAGAUUUCUCAUAAAGCUUCUUUUUUUUUUCUCCGCUUCCCUCUCCCAUGGCGAUUACUCGUAUCUCACAUUCUUCUUCCGACAUCAUUCUCAUCCUCGCGUUCAUGUCCAUUAUCGUCUUUACGCAGCAGCAGCAGCAGGACUCGACGCCCCCACUCGCCCUCGACCCGUCCGAGCAAGAGGCUCUCUACCGAGUUCUCGAGUCGGUGAACUCGGCCAUUCCAUGGCGUACCAUCUUCCCCGACGACCUCUGCUCCUCCGCUCCAGACGGCGUCGUUUGCGACUUCUUCUCCUCCGAAAACGGCGUCGUAACGUCCGUCCACGUCACCGAACUCAGCUUCGGCUAUGUCUCCGACUAUUCCCCGAACCCGCCUUGCUCUUCCAAUUCUACCCUCGACCCGCUUCUUUUCACCGCCUUCAAGCAUCUCCGCAAGCUCUUCUUCUACAAGUGCUUCACCGGAUCUCGAGUUCCGGCGCCGGGAACCAUGCCGGAGGGUUUCGGUUUCUCUCUGGAGGAAAUGGUGUUCAUGGAGAAUCCAGGCCUUGUCGGCGAGCUCGGUGGCAUGAUCGGUAAUUUCACAAAGCUGAGGAGACUAGUUUUGACCGGAAACGGGUUGUACGGAUCGAUUCCGAGUCAAAUCGGCGAUUUGGUGAGUCUGCAAGAGAUUACGCUUUCCAGGAACAGUCUGAGUGGCAGAGUCCCUGGGAACUUGACCCGGUUGAAAAACCUAAAGGUCCUUGACCUGAGCCAUAACUUUUUUGACGGAAAUGCCCCUGCUUCCAUCGGUGAUCUCGUGGAGCUCCUCAAGCUCGACCUCAGCUUCAAUGGGUUCUCCAGCGAGAUUCCCUCCGGCGUCGGGAACUUGAAAAGGAUCGAAUUCUUGGACUUGAGUUACAACCGCUUUUCGAACUCCGGCGUUCCUCUGUUUCUUGGAGACAUGCCCAGACUGAAAGAGAUUCAUCUGAGCGGGAAUCGGCUCGGAGGGCGUAUCCCGGAAAUUUGGAGGAAUCUGGGGGCUGUUCUGGGAAUUGGGUUCUCGGGGAUGAGGCUCGAAGGCAAGAUUCCAGCUUCCAUGGCGGCAAAUCUGAGAAACCUGUCUUAUUUGUUGCUCGACAACAACAGGCUCGAAGGGCAAGUCCCCCAGGAGUUUGGACUUUUGGAGUUCGCCGGCGAGAUCAAUCUUGAGAACAACAAUCUGAGCGGCACAGUGCUGUUUCCCGAUGGCUUCACGGGAAGAAUCGGUAAGAAACUCAGACUUGGUGGGAACCCUGAUCUCUGCGUCGAUCGCGGAACAAAGAUUGAUUCGCAAGAUCUGAAAUUUUGUCCGAGACGGGACAACGAACUGGUCUCUGCCCUCUCCAGAGAUGGUUUAUCUUCCUCUCCGAUAAGCGCAGCAUUUAGGUCAGCAUACAGCAGUCGGAUGUUGGUGGCUAUGGUCCUUUACGUUUUCUUCGUCGGAAGGGAUUAGGGUUUCGAUCAAACAGUGGAAACAGAGACAUGAGAAGAGAAGAUUAAUGAAAUGUUGACAAUGCUGACUUUAGACUGGGAUUUUUUCUUUUUUAGUGUAUCGAGAGCUGACUUUUGUAGCAGAUAUGUAAUUAUGAGUUUUCUGCGAUAUGGAAUUACGAAAGAGGUCAUCUUAUGCAUAA